AUGACCGGAGAAGAACAACCAUUCAAGAUUGCGGUUUCCGACAGCGAGAUCGACCUUUUGCGCAAGAAACUUGAAUUGACCAGGUUCCCCGACGAACUCGAGGAAGCUGGACGUGCUUAUGGUGCUCCUUUGGCCGAUGUCCGUCGCUUCGUGGAGUAUUGGAGGAACGGUUAUGACUGGCGCAUCCACGAAGCCAAGUUGAACGACGAGCUUCCGCAGUUCACGCGCGACAUCGAAAUCCAGGGCCAUGGUGUCCUCAACAUCCACUACAUACACCAGAAGAGUCAGGCUGUCGAUGCUAUUCCUCUCGUCUUCAUCCACGGAUGGCCCGGAAGUUUCAUCGAGCAUCCGAGCUUCCACGUCGUUGCACUGAGCUUGCCUGGGUACGGCUUCUCCGAAGCUCCGAAGAAGAAGGGAUUUGAAGUGGCUCAGAUGGCAGAGACUACGCACAAAUUGAUGCUUGCUCUCGGAUAUAGCGAAUACGUUGCACAAGGGGGUGAUUGGGGUUCUGCUAUUGCCAGGGAACUGGCGCACCGCUAUGGACCCAAGCAUGUCAAAGCAUGGCACACGAAUAUGCCUCUCACAUACCUUCCUCACCCGGUCAGCCGACCUCUCCUAUUGCUCAAGCACCUCCUGUUGGGCAAUACAGCAAAGGAUAAAGAACGUCUUAGGCGAUGCGAAGAAUUUGAAAAGACUGGCCAAGGAUACAUGUGGGAGCAGACAACGCAACCCCAAACUCUUGGAUAUAGCCUCGCAGAUUCCCCAGCAGGUCUUCUGGGCUGGAUUUACGAGAAGUUGUAUCGAUGGACUGACGACUACAAAUGGACUGAGGAUGAAGUCUUGACGUGGAUGUCAAUCUACUGGUUCUCUCGAGCUGGACCCGCUGCCUCCGUUCGAAUUUACUAUGAGUUCCUUCAUGCUCGCGGUCAAGGCGCCUGGUUUUCCAACCUGGAGACUGCUAUCCCGGUUGGACAUUCGUACUUUCCGAAGGAACUACUUCCGUUCCCCAUCAAGUGGUUUUCGUGGAGUCUUCCCAACUUGGUGUUUGAAUCUGAACAUGAAUUUGGAGGCCAUUUUGCAGCCUACGAAGUGCCGGGAGCCUUGGUCGGAGAUCUGAGGAAGAUGUUCGGGAAGGGAGGACCAGCUUUUGCCAUCGUACCGGGUAAAACGGGGUAUGCCUAAUUAUCCAGCUAGUUUGGAGCAGUCAAUUCGUCACUACCCAUCAGCUCGGACACUGUGUCA
Molecule: messenger RNA, 1242 nt
Organism: Coprinopsis cinerea okayama7#130
Lineage: Eukaryota; Fungi; Basidiomycota; Agaricomycetes; Agaricales; Psathyrellaceae
Product: epoxide hydrolase
Exons: 8
Coding region: 1-1182 (393 amino acids)
Biological process (GO): epoxide metabolic process
Molecular function (GO): epoxide hydrolase activity
Source: RefSeq, a predicted model, not a curated record